GAGUGAAGACCGCCGCAGCAGCAGGGGCCAGGAUUCGCCUCCCCCUCGGCGCCCGUGGGAUCGCACCAUGCCCGGGGUGCCUCGUUCGGACCCCUCCGCUUCCUUCACGGAGUCGGCAACCCCGUUAGGCGCCAGGAAGAAGGUGCAUUUUAGUAGCAUACAUGAUGCAGUACGCGCUGGAGAUGUAAAGCAGCUUUCAGAAAUAGUAGAACGUGGAGUCAGCAUUAAUGAAGUUGAUAUUCUCCAUAAAUUUACCCCUUUACAUUGGGCAGCGCAUUCGGGAAGUUUGGAGCCUGGCUCCCUAGGGUUCACCCCUGGGCCUCCAUAUUUUAGUGGUCAGCCAGUGACUUAUGAGAGCAUGUGCUUAAAUACCUGCCUUCAUUGGCUCCUCUGGCAUGGAGCUGAUAUUACACAAGCAACUAUGAGAGGCUGGACAGCAGCUCACAUAGCUGCAAUCAGGGGUCAGGAUGCUUGUAUGCAGGCUCUUAUAAUCAAUGGAGCAAAUUUGGCAACUAAAGAUGAUCGUGGUUGCACUCCUUUACAUCUUGCUGCGACACAUGGACAUUCUUUCACUUUACAAAUAAUGCUCCGGAGUGGAGUGGAUCCCAGCAUAACUGAUGCGAGAGAAUGGAAACCUGUACAUUAUGCAUCUUUUCAUGGACGACUUGGCUGUUUGCAACUUCUAGUUAAAUGGGGAUGUGGCAUAGAAGAUGUGGACUACAAUGGAAACCUCCCAGUUCACUUAGCAGCCAUGGAAGGCCACCUUCACUGUUUUAAAUUUCUACUCAAUAGAAUGAACAGUGCAACACAAGCUUUAAAAGCCUUCAAUGACAAUGGAGAAAAUGUGCUGGACCUGGCCCAGAGGUUCUAUAAGCAGAACAUUUUACAGUUUAUCCAGGGGGCUGAGUAUGAAAGAAAUGAUCCAAAAGAUCAGGAAAGUUUAGCAUUUCCAGGUCAUGUGGCUGCCUUUAAGGGUGAUUUGGAAAUGCUUAAGAAAUUAAUAGAAGAUGGCGUAAUCAAUAUUAAUGAACGUGAUAAUAAUGGAUCAACUCCUAUGCAUAAAGCUGCUGGACAAGGCCACAUAGAAUGUUUGCAGUGGAUAAUUAAAAUGGGAGCAGACAGUAAUAUUACCAACAAAGCAGGGGAGAAGCCCAGCGAUGUGGCUAAGAGGUUUGCCCAUUUAGCAGCAGUAAAGCUAUUAGAAGGGCUACAGAAAUAUGAUAUAGAUGAUAAUGAAAUUGAUGAAGAUGAUAUGAAGUGUUUUAUAAGACAUGGUGUUGAGGGAAGCACUGAUGCUAAGAAUGAUUUAUAUCUUAAUGAGUCGGAUAAAACAGAUGCCAGAAUGAGAGCCUAUAAGAAAAUUGUAGAAUUGAGACGCCUCCUGGAAAUUGCUGAGAGCAACUAUAAACACUUGGGAGGGAUAACAGAAGAAGACCUAAAGCAGAAGAAAGAACGGCUGGAGUCUGAAAAGACUAUCCAAGAGCUGCAGGGCCAGCUGCAGUACGAACGACUGCGGAGAGAAAAACUAGAAAGUCAGCUGGAUGAGUGUCGAGCAGAGGUGGAUCAGCUCAGGGAGACCCUGGAAGAAAUUCAGGUCCCCAAUUUCAUGCCGGCGGAAGAUGACUCUUCUUUUGAGUCAAGCAAAGAGAAGAAGCGAGUGAAGAAGAAAGUGUCUUCUGGGGGCGUUUUUGUGAGAAGGUACUAAUCAAUGAAAGGAAUUUAAAUAAACUUGCUUGAUUUCUCUCUUUUA
Messenger RNA from Myotis brandtii (Brandt's bat), 1750 nucleotides. It is a transcript of the gene ANKRD42, whose product is annotated as ankyrin repeat domain 42. NCBI's taxonomy places the organism in Eukaryota, Metazoa, Chordata, Mammalia, Chiroptera, Vespertilionidae. The transcript has 13 exons. The record is from RefSeq and is a predicted model, not a curated record. Gene Ontology annotation, molecular function: protein binding. Bases 68 to 1705 code for a protein of 545 amino acids.